This is a messenger RNA of Paramecium primaurelia, 530 nucleotides long. Lineage: Eukaryota; Ciliophora; Oligohymenophorea; Peniculida; Parameciidae. The record is from the annotation of a GenBank genome assembly.
AUGAAAAACUAAAAUUCAAUAGCAACUCUAAAUGAACAAUCAAAAGACCAACAAUCAUACUCUUCAAUUGUGGAACCAUCUAUACAAUACAAUAACCAUUAAAAUAUGACCAUAAAUCAAGAAGAUUAUAGAUCAUUGCAGAGAAAAAGUAACAUGAAGAAUUAAAAAAAAAAACGAUAAGGAAGAAAAUCUAGGAAUUUCACUAUCUAAGAGGACCAAAAACUUUUAGGAUUCAUAUUAAAGUAUGGGCCCAAAUUUAAAUUAAUAUAAAGAAAGAUGUCAGGAAGACCAUUGAAUAUUUUAAAAAAUAGAUACUAUAGAGAUUUAAGAUAUAGAUGGGAUGAAGUUUUAGGAACGUAACCCUAUUCAAUUCAAUAUUUUCUAGAGAAUUUAUUCAUUUGAAUGAAAAAAAAGUAGAUAUGGUCACUGAUGAAAUAUGGAAAAAUUCCCCGCUUGAUCCAGAUCUAUCAAAAAUUAUGAUGAACAUGGUAACCAAAUUGUAAAAUGUAAUAACAAAAUGCUUAAAUUGA